CUUUGCUCGUAAACAAGACUUUUAUUUUGGCUUUUUGCUACUCAGCUCCUCUAAAGUUGUAGCUAGCUAGCAAACCUGGGAAGGACUGGAUUAUCGCUGAGGCCAUGGCUGAAGUGCAGAUUCGUCGCUAUGAGGACGAGGAUGACGAGGACGUAAAGGACCUCUUCACGCUAGGAAUGAGUGAGCACGUCCCGUCCUCCUGCCUGCAUGUGCUCAAGCAGCCACAUACCCAGAUGCUUCUUGCAUGUGUGUUCUGUGCUCUGCUGGCCAGCUCCAAGUCUUUCCUGCUGCCCAUACUGGCAGUUACUCUCCUCCUGGCCGCAGGCCGGCAGGGAGUCAAUUAUAUAUUCUCCCAAUACAUCCAGACUUCCCUGAGCUUGGACCUCAAAAACAUACGCCAGACCUACCUGGAGAGGCCCAACUCCUGCUUCUGGGUGGCUGAGAGCCAGGGUCGGGUGGUGGGCACGGUGGCGUGCCUCCCUGCGGAGCGGAACGAGGGUUGUCUGGAGCUCAAGCGGAUGUCGGUAAAGCACUCUCACAGGGGUCAGGGCAUCGCCAAAGCCCUGUGCCGCGCUGUGUCAGACUUUGCCCGAGAACGGGGCUAUCCAGCUGUGGUUCUGUACACCUCCAUUGUCCAGACAGAUGCUCAGAAGCUCUAUGAGCAUAUGGGCUACAGGAAGGUCAGAGAGUUUGUCGUUCCAGAACUGAUGGCUAGGAUCACCAACUUCACAUUGUUUGAGUACAGGCUUGACUUGCAGCAGCCAGAAAACUGAGUUUUGAUUUGCUCUGUCCACUCAUUGUGUUUGAUUUUAUUACGUCAGUGUAUACGAUGUAAGCAAUAUUUAAUACAUAAUCAGUAUGUAAGACACAGCGAAGCGAACAGUUACUGCUUAAGCUGUGUAGUAAAGAAUUUUGUUUUGAAGGUGAAAAGACAAGAAUUAAGCAAAAAAGCAAAAGACUUGGCCUCAUUCAUUCUCCAACCUUUCUUAAGAAUUAUCUUCUCAAAAACCACUUGUGCAGUUUUCAAGAAGAUUCUUAGAUUCACCAGUGUUUUCUUAUUUGGGAUUUGUUCUUAGAUAAGAAGAGAAUCUGUGCAUACUCAAGAGCAUAAAGAUGGGAACAGUGCUGCAGUUUAAGAACACGUCAUGAAUCUGAUGUAGACUUUUCCUUCAGACUUUUCUCAAGAACAAACUUAAAAUUAAGGAAGAUAUUGGUGAGUGAGGCCCAAUGUGUUACCUAUACUUUUCAUCUCUGCCAGCAUAUAUUGCUACAAAUAAUCUUUAUAAAUAAUCCCAAAAAAGUGAAAAAUAAGUCUGAACAUUGUCAUAAUUAUAGAGAUUGCAUAUUUAGUGUACAAUUAUUGACGACUUGCACUAUGGUAUGGGGGUCCAUAGAGCAGUCAUUCUCAACCCUGGAGGCCCCUGCCCUGCACAUUUUAUUGUUUUGCCUUCUUCAACACACCUGACUUAACAAAUCAGCUAAUUAACAAGCAGAUACAGCAGGGGCACACAAAAUUGUGCGUCUCUAGGGCUGAGAACCACUGCGGCACAAUGUUUUCUGUAGUCCCACAGUCCAGCUGCUAGUGAUUGUUUCUAAAUCUUUUUCAUAAAACCUGCUGGUGGGUUUGUAUCCACUGGCUAACGGCUGCAUAUUGUAAAUGAACAUUUUAUUCGAUCUAUGUCAUGUAUGUGAUUAAAAAAAAGAUAUCAAAAUAUAAUAACACUUUUCUGUGCUGCUUUUUGUAGAACUGAUGCAGCUGCUGUGUGGGAAGUGUGAUUUACCAGGUGCAGAGAGCAUGUAGGUGCUGUGUGGGUCAUGAAUGUGAAACAAUGCUGGGUUCAGGCUGUGCCCUUUGUUCAGUCCCUCCUAGGGCUAUACAUUUACACACUAGAGACGUACACAGCUGAUAGGUCAUGCUCUGUGCAUAUCAGAGCUCCUGUGGUGUGUAGUGCUCCGUAGACUUGCACUGAUUUUUCCCUGAUUUUAAAAGGGCUGAUUCUAUUAAAGGUAUUUACACUUUCUGCAAAGAACAACCGAUUGUUCCUAGUACAAUGUAUUUUGGAUAUAAAGAUUUAAAAAAAAAGAAUCAAACCGAACAAACCCCAAAAAGUCUUACCAAGUGUUUAAUAUUCUGUGACCUGUAGCAGCACUGAUUUUGGUCAAAAUCAGUCCUCCUGACUGCUCUCAUCCAAGCUCGCUUCUCUUCAUUUGCAUUAACAAGAAUCUAAAUGAUGAGAAAACACCUAAUUCUUUCUAUUCUACACUUGUAAAUUUGGUCUGGCUACAGCAGCUGCUUUUAUUUUCCCAAUGCGACCGACUCACCUUACUUGCUUAACUGAAUUUUAUUAAAUAUAUAGCCUAAUACAGCAAGCUAACAUAGGUCCAUCAUAUUGGCAGAGAAUUGUUUGCUUAGUUAAUGGUUCCUAAAUUAAUGACAAUACGUACACAAUAUGUCUUGCCACAAGUAUGUGUAUUUUUGGAGUAUGUGUUUAGACAUCCAUAGACAUCCGUUCACUUAAUGUCUUUGUGAUGGAGUAGAAGAAUGGUGGCCUCAUGUCAGAAAGGCCUCACGUUGAAACUCUGCGCACAUGACUCUGUAAAGAAUGAUGUCCUCAGCCACCUAGGUGUCUAAUGGGCGUUUGAACACUGAACUCAUGAAAAUUUCUGGGUUUACAAACAGACGAAGAAGGUCUUCCAGUGCAGUAGUACACAUUUCAUGUGCCAUGAUUGUUUGCUAGUUUUCAGACAGUGACAGAGACGCUUUAAUUUUUGUAUUGUAAUGAGUAUAAAUGGCACUUUGUUUUCUUUAUCAUAAUGUGUGUAAAUAUAUCUGUAACAUUAAUCCUACCAGUAGUAAACAGGUCCUGUCAGUAAGCAAUCAACAAUAAACAUUUUGAAAAUGUAUUUUGUUUUUUUUUUUUACUGUAGCAAGCAAUGUCAUUGGUCUAUUGAUAAUAAAUAGUUUUAUUUUGCAAAGUA
This is a messenger RNA of Colossoma macropomum (tambaqui), 2979 nucleotides long. RefSeq names its product probable N-acetyltransferase camello. The record is from RefSeq and is a predicted model, not a curated record. Bases 105 to 773 code for a protein of 222 amino acids. The transcript is spliced from 2 exons. Gene Ontology annotation, molecular function: N-acetyltransferase activity. NCBI's taxonomy places the organism in Eukaryota, Metazoa, Chordata, Actinopteri, Characiformes, Serrasalmidae.